UUUUUUUUCCCUUUCAACGGUAGAAAGCUUGUCGACUUCACUGUGAAAGUUCCGCCGGGAGAAGCAGCGAAACAUCGAGUUAUUCUCUCGUUUAAUGGCAGCAUGAUGUGGAGAUCACGGCAGUGACGUGGACCGGCUAUUAACCGAGGGGGGGAAAAAGAGGGAAAUUGUUCUGCGAGGACCUGGCCUCAGUAUUUAUCAGCCGUUUGGAUCAAGGUUCUUGUGUUUUUUUUUCCCCUCUUCGUGUUGUCGGCAGUUUCACGGACGCUGGUUGGAAGCAUGGCUAAGGGACGUAGCUGACUGUGGAGCGCAGCAGGGUUGGAUCCUGCAGUCCGAGAACAGGGUAUGACAGCUGUGGAGGAGUGAGGGAAAAAUCCCAGCCUGCAGCGUCUUUACCAUCACCUCCAGUUGUCUCUGUUGGACUUGUCCCUGUUGAUCUAAUUAUGUGUAAAUGACCUUUAUUGAACUGUAAGACGUGGAUUCCCUCAUAUCAGAUUCAUCAGUAUUAUUUUAUGUGCUACCGGUCCCCCAAAAACACCCCAACAGCCAUGAGAAGCAGAAUGAACCUGCUGCUGGGCUGCGUCCUGCUUUGUUCCGCCUCCCUGCUCUACCUGGGCAUGAACGGGAUAGACUGUCCUCGGAAGAGCCACCGCUACCGAUGGAUGGAGCUCAACAUGGGCUCAGGCAAUCAGAGUCUGCCCCUGACUGAACACUUCCCUGAAGACACGCCUCUCAUCUUCAUCGGGGGUUUUCCUCGGAGCGGCACCACGUUGAUGCGUGUGAUGCUGGACGCCCACAACGCCGUUCGGUGCGGAGAGGAGACGAGAGUGAUCCCUCGUCUCCUGGCGAUGAGGGCCACCUGGAGUCGCUCGGUUAAGGAGAGGCUACGGCUGGACGAAGCUGGCGUCACUGACCAGGUGUUGGACUCAGCGGUGCGAGCCUUUCUGUUAGAGGUGAUAGUCGGUCAUGGGGAGCCUGCACCUCGCCUUUGCAACAAGGACCCAUUUGCAUUGAAGUCCCUGUCUUAUUUGGCACGCAUCUUCCCCAAAGCAAAGUUUGUGCUCAUGCUGAGAGAUGGACGGGCGACCGUCCACUCCAUGAUAUCACGCAAGGUGACCAUCUCAGGGUUUGACCUGACCAGCUACAGAGAUUGUCUCACCAAGUGGAGCAGCGCGCUGGAGACCAUGUUCAGCCAGUGUCAGGCGGCAGGGGAAGCUCGAUGUCUACCUGUCCCAUACGAGCAGCUCGUUCUCCAUCCAGAGCAGGAAAUGAGGAAGUUGCUUCAUUUUCUGGAGCUGCAGUGGGACCCGUCAGUGCUGCAUCACGAAGAGCUGAUUGGGAAGGCCGGCGGCGUGUCUCUGUCCAGGGUUGAGCGCUCCACGGACCAGGUGAUGAAGCCGGUGAACACUGAAGCCAUCUCCAAGUGGGUGGGAAACAUUCCCCCUGACGUGAUCAAGGACAUGGCCGAAAUCGCCCCCAUGCUGGCUCGCCUGGGCUACAGUCCUCACGCCAACCCUCCAGAUUACUCAAAAGCAGGACCCAUGGCGUCUCCUUUCAACCACUCAGAGAAAGAGAAAACGGCACCAGACUCUCCUCGGCCCAUUUAAAGGUGGCACUUUACGAACGCACCUUGAACGUGGACUUCCAUUUCAGCCGAGAUCUCACCUCACAGGCUGGACUUCGCCGUUGCAUCUCCAUUUGUAAAUUGUUCUCCAGACCUGUUUACAGUAUCCAAGUGUACAGCCUGGUGGGGUGUUUGAAGAGUAAUUUGAGGUUUAAAUCUCAGCUCUUCAUCUCUCCUCCAUAGUGAACUAUUUUACAGAGUCUUGACACAUCUUGUCACCUCAUACCUGAAAGUGUUUCAAAGUUUCUGCAAGUUCUUCACUACAAUGUGAAUGUGUGACCAAUAACUCACUAAGAGCUCAGUCAAUGAUCAUCAAGCUUAAUGACUGUAUAUAUUUUUCAAGACGUAUGUUUAUUUUCUUAAUAAAUUAUUUUGGUUGACUGGU
Molecule: messenger RNA, 2009 nt
Organism: Girardinichthys multiradiatus
Lineage: Eukaryota; Metazoa; Chordata; Actinopteri; Cyprinodontiformes; Goodeidae
Product: protein-tyrosine sulfotransferase 1-like
Exons: 6
Coding region: 513-1607 (364 amino acids)
Biological process (GO): peptidyl-tyrosine sulfation
Cellular component (GO): Golgi apparatus
Molecular function (GO): protein-tyrosine sulfotransferase activity
Source: RefSeq, a predicted model, not a curated record